AAACAUGUUGUUGAGUGGGAAAGAGGAAUAAAAAGACAAAGAAAGGAUACACUUUCUAUGUCUGAAAGUAUUUCUUUGUUAACUAAUAUUAUCUUUAAAAGAGAAAUUUUAGGAAACCAUCCACCUAUUAUUUCAUUUUCUAAGCUUAGAUCUGUUGCUGAAGGCAAAAACAAUCAAUUAAACUUUUUUUUUGAUGAAAUCGAAGCAAUGGUUUGCUUAAGAAGAAAAAGUUAUGUAGAACAAAAAGCACUUGAUUGGUCUUUAGCAUAUCAAUAUGAAGUAGCAGAUAGUGAUAACAAUCUUACGUGGAUAGGUAGCAUUAACAUUCUAACAAAGCUUUUAUACAAUCGAGAAAAGAAUGAAGAAAAACUAGCAAUUUACAGUUUCAAACAAAUGUGCAGAGAGAUG
This is a messenger RNA of Cetraspora pellucida, 408 nucleotides long. The record is from the annotation of a GenBank genome assembly. Lineage: Eukaryota; Fungi; Glomeromycota; Glomeromycetes; Diversisporales; Gigasporaceae.